UUAGCCUCAUGAACACCACAGACUGAUGAAUAGGAAGCUCUGUAUUUUUUUUUUUUUUUUGUAUGAUGGAUAUCAUAGAAUAUCAGCAAAACAUCACAGUUCAAUACUGCUUUCCUGACAACAACUCUUCUUGCAAAAAGGAGCUCCACACUCCAACCAACCUGCUCAUCCUCUCUCUGGCUGCAGCAGAUCUUCUCAUGGGAAUGUUUGUUAUGCCUGUGAAUAUAGUGCAGCUGAGAGAUUCCUGUUGGUAUCUUGGUAACAUUGCAUGCACUGUUAUCACAGUGAUCACUUUUGUUUCAAUGGCAGCAUCUCUCUACAGCAUGGUUUUCAUUGCAGUUGAUCGGUACAUUGCUGUCAGUGACCCUCUGCAUUAUUCCACUAGAGUCACAUUAUAUAAAUCUGUUUUACUGCUAAUCCUAGCUUGGUCAUUCUGUUUGUUAUAUAGCAUCAUAUUUUUGUAUUUUAAUGACCACCUUCUUGAGUCUCAGAUAUCAAACAGCUGUUAUGGAGAAUGCGUAGUGGCCCUAAAAAAACCCUCAAUAAUUGUUGAUGUCAUUCUUUUUUUUCUGGCUCCUUGCUCUACUAUACUGGUCUUGUAUUCAUUAAUCUUUAUUUUGGCAAGACAACAAGCAAGAGCUGUUAGAGCUGUGAGGAAUGGCACUUUAAAAAGGCAUGAAGGUAAAUUCUCAAACUCUACCGAAACCAAAGCAGCAAAAACAUUAGGAGUUGUGAUUUUUGUUUAUCUUACUUGCUGGAUACCAUUAUAUUUAAGCUCUGUGUUGGCGGAAAGUGUGACAACUUUGUCAGUACUGUGGAUUCUGUUUGCUUGGCUCGCAUAUUUAAACUCAUCCUUUAACCCAAUAAUGUAUGCCAUAUUCUAUCCAUGGUUCAGAACAUCAGUUAAGUUUAUUGUAACAUGCAGAAUAUUCGAAUUUUCAUCUUCAAUCUGUAAUUUAUUUCCAACAAAUGUUUAAUUGUUUAGAUUUAAGUUGCACUUAGAUGUGCUUUAUCAAUAGAGAGCAUGAUACAUUAAUCCUAAAUGCUGAAUAAAUGGUGUGUUCUUUUAACCAAGAUGAGGUUAUAUUAACGGUGUAAUAUAUCCAUGAUAAAUGUGGAAUCUGUUCUACGUCCUGUUGAUUCUCAUACUAGGAUCUUCUUUAUUUCCCUAAAAUAAGAUAUUGUCAGAAUAAAUAGGGCAACAUACUUUAAUAUGUAAUAAGUUAUCAUACAGCCAUUAAGUUUGCAUGCAGCACAUGCAAAAGGGAUGUUUUGUUAAUAUGUUGUUGUGUUGUGUCCAUCCUUUUCAAUUCAGUAAAUAAAUACAAAUUCUGAAUAAUUUGUGCUGAACAGAAUAUGCUUUUUGAACAGAGAUGCCCAGACUUUUACAUACAGCAAAAUAAGUGAAGCAUACAAGAACUUGCACUAAGAGGAAUGUGUAGAAAAAACAUAAAGAAUAUUUUGUCUUUUUUUAGCAGACAGUGCUUACAGUUCAGUCACUGUUCAGACGUCUGCCUUGAAGAG
This is a messenger RNA of Astyanax mexicanus (Mexican tetra), 1524 nucleotides long. Its product is annotated as trace amine-associated receptor 13c-like. Bases 63 to 977 code for a protein of 304 amino acids. The transcript has 2 exons. Gene Ontology annotation, biological process: G protein-coupled receptor signaling pathway. Lineage: Eukaryota; Metazoa; Chordata; Actinopteri; Characiformes; Acestrorhamphidae. Gene Ontology annotation, molecular function: trace-amine receptor activity. Gene Ontology annotation, cellular component: membrane. The record is from RefSeq and is a predicted model, not a curated record.